GGCACUUCUUCGUGUGGCAUCGGAGCCUCUAGGGUCUAUGCUUGAGGCACACGGCCCGUCGAAUUGCAGCAUGGAGUCUUCGCCUCCUAGGAGCAGUUCUACUGCUUCUGUGGCAGGCGUGAAGCGUCCGGCGGCCCUGUUGCCUGCCUUCGAGCCAUUGAGUUCAUCUCCCUCCCUCCCUCGUCCGCAGAAGCGUGUAGCACGCGAAGAUCAUGGAAUCAUCUCGACCUAUCCGACUCCCGUGCCGACCUCGUCGACUCAUAUCAUGUCCUCCUCCCCCCCUCGAAUGGCUCUGCCCCGGACCGCCUCGCGACGUACCUUCACCUCGACCAGUUCCGAAAGAACCCCGCUGUCCGCUGUCCCGACCCUGAUGCUCUCUGAGAGUGGGGAGGCAGUCCUGAUGGGGAGAUCGAGUGCCUCGUGCCACCACCAGCUCGCGGCCAACCGCAUGAUAUCAAGGGUGCACGUCAAGGCCACCUUUAAGCCAGCACCCAACCCGUUCGACCGCGACAGAGUGGAGAUCAUGUGCUUGGGGUGGAAUGGAAUAAAGCUGCACUGCCAGGGGAAGACCUAUGACUUGGCUAAGGGGAAGACGUUCACGUCUGAUAUCAAGGAUGCUGAUAUUAUGAUCGACGUCCACGACGCCCGUGUGCUGGUCCAAUGGCCGCAGCAUGACAGAAAGGACUACGCCUCGACCGACUCGGAACAGACCUGGGAGGAGACCACCCCCAAACGUGCAGCUCAUGCCCGCCGGAGCCUCCAUGAAAGCCCCAACGUGGAGCGCCAACGCUUGGCUUCUCCUGUCUCCCCGUCCCCGGCGGUUAAGUCUCUGGUUGCUCCGUCAUCACCCCUGUAUACCCCAACACGUUCACGUAAUGCAGUCGUUGUGUACGAGGACGAGGCUUCACCUGUCCGUCGCAACAAAGCCGAGGAUGAAUCGGCUGAAGCCACUCAAAUCAUCGAGGAUAUUCUAGAGAGCUCGCAGUCAAGUGACCUGAGUGAUCUGAGCAAGCACGACGAUUUCUCUGACCAUGAUGAGGAGAACGACCCCAUUAUUCACUCUUUCGGACCUUUUGGCGACAACCUGCUCCCUCGGAUGGCCUCCUUCAAUGCUGAUGAGUCACCGCUCCAGCCCGCACGUCCUCGCAAUCAGGCCCCGGCCCAGCCACUCCAGCCCGCCAAGUCCCCGAGACAGCUGUCUAAUACCACCGAGUCGACUGAUAAUGUGCCCACCAGGCUGGAGCCGCUCGAUGAGAGCUCCGAACGCGUUCAGAACCAUGCUGUCAACCAGCUAGCAUUCUCGCGUCUUUCGUCUACCCCAUUCUCGACUAUCCUGCAGAAUCUCCCCCCCGCCCUGUGGAAGCGGGAAAGAGAUUCCAAGAAAGGCCCCUCGAAGGAUGAGAUUCGUACCAUCCUGGACACGACCAAGUGCAUCGGAAAGGUCGCGCGGGAAGGGAAGGACGCCGCUGGAAAAGCACUCGAAGCCGAAUAUUACUAUAUCCCCGACUUCGAUGAAGACGAUAUGCGUCGAGAGGCGGUUGUUCAUGACCUCAGAAAGCCAGGCCUCCGCAAUUGCCGCAAACAACAUAAGCAAUACUUCUGGCGCAAACCGAAAUAAAAGAAAACCUGUAUCCAACGCCCUGAUAAUAUUUGACACGACUUUUCUUGAUUCUGAGUACAUAUUUGCAAUGUUCCCCUCUUCUUUUAAGGACUCGCAUAGCGUGGCGUGGGCAUACCCUGUCGAUUUUAUGUUGUUGUUGUUGUAUGAAGGUGUAUGAUGACGGAGAUUCUCCUUUCUUGCGUUCUAUUAACGGCCCCCAAGCCAGAUGUAUUGUUUUUGUCCACGUGCGAUGUCUAUUGUGUUUCCUGACGGCCCCAGGCCACAUUGACCAUGAAGCGUCCCGGGUUUCUACUGGUGAUGGUGUAGACCGGGCCUUUGUGGGUGCCAAAAACCCCUCCCUGCCUUGUGUGACGUCCGCCAACGACCUUGAUCCUUGAAAUUUCCCUGAGUUUUGUCCGCCAGUGAGUUGUUGGUAACCUCCAUCAGCAUCAGCCUUGGACCAAUCAUGACCUGUAUGUUAUCAAAA
Aspergillus heteromorphus CBS 117.55 is the source of this 2087-nucleotide messenger RNA. RefSeq names its product putative transcription factor Tos4 (gene fhdA). Gene Ontology annotation, molecular function: protein binding. NCBI's taxonomy places the organism in Eukaryota, Fungi, Ascomycota, Eurotiomycetes, Eurotiales, Aspergillaceae. The record is from RefSeq and is a predicted model, not a curated record. Bases 71 to 1618 code for a protein of 515 amino acids. The transcript has 2 exons.